Messenger RNA from Aedes albopictus (Asian tiger mosquito), 649 nucleotides. Its product is annotated as transmembrane protein 242. The coding region runs from base 85 to 540 and encodes 151 amino acids. The record is from RefSeq and is a predicted model, not a curated record. The transcript is spliced from 3 exons. NCBI's taxonomy places the organism in Eukaryota, Metazoa, Arthropoda, Insecta, Diptera, Culicidae.
AUUUGUUUUGGUCCGGUUAUGUAAAAGGAACGAACGACGGAGCGACGGAUUCUCGGUGCACGCAAGGGAAACCAGGACAUAAGCAUGGAACAACCAACGGAAUCAAAACCAGCAUUUCCGCGUCCGGAAAUGUCCGACGAGGAGCGGAAAUUUCGAUAUCGAGCAUCCGCCUUCCUAGCCGGAGUAGCGGGCAUCGCAGCGGUGGCCGGAUUCAGCAAAACAAUUAUGACGGCCAAGAAGUCCGAUCCACAGUUUUUCGAACGGGGCGUCCAGGGCAGUAUCGCCAUGCAGGAAACCGGUGCCAGUUUGGCGAUGCGAGCCCUCGGGUGGGGGACGCUGUAUGCCUUCCUCGGAACCGGUACCAUUUGCUACGGUAUCUGGAAGCUCACGGGAGCUACGAAUAUGAAAGAAUUCCGCGAAUCAAUUGGAAACAUCUUCCCAAAGAUUCCGAAGAAUGACCCACCCAGGAGUAGAACCGAAUUCGACGGGCUGUCGGAUCUGAUGAGGUACUUGAGCACCUGGGAUAGAAAAGAUAAGUAAGUUCCUAGACUAUUUGGCAUAAGACUUCAGUUAGAUUUAUUAUACUUCCAUGUAAAUAUAGGUAGUAAUAAACAUUAAACAUUAAAACUAAUCAUGAAUUGUUACGAAA